GAUGCACAAACACAAAAAUCUCUAUAACAGUCUACAUGAUUGCAUAGUCUAGUCGAAGUAGAGGGAUAGACGACCAAGGAGAUUAUGUCAUCAUCAAUGGUGGAACCUUCCUUCUCCUCUAUGUAGCUAGUCAACAUUAAUCGUAUUAGGAUGUGAUCUUGUUUAUUGUUAUGUGAAUGAGUGCCAUGAUUUCAUCUCAUGCUUAUGUUUGUCUAUGAAGAUUCUGAUGCCUAUGAUGAUCAUUGAUGCUUUAUUGUUUUUUCUGCUUGUGAUGGCAAUUUAUGUUUCUAUAGUGUGAAUGCUUUUGAUACCAUUGAUGUUUAUGAUUCUAUUGUUUGUUACUAUAUUCAUUGUGCUUAGUAUUGCCUAGAUUGUCGAGAAAUUACCUUUUAGGGAUAUCCCAUUGAUGCUACACGAGUAUGAGAGGAUUGAUCACCUAUCUAUGCUUUGAGUAGUAUCAAUGCUUGAUUGUUAGAUCAUAUAUGCUACAUGCUAUAGUUAUGGUUGGUGGAAGCCCACAAUUAACCAUAUUAUAUCCUAACUUCAUUGCUCUUCAUUGAUUAGGUAGUGGCAUAAAGCAAAAGCACGCAUUAGCUAUAUCCUAACUUCAUUGCUCUUCAUUGAUUAGGUAGUGGCAUAAAGCAAAAGCAAGCAUUAGCUAGUUAAAUCUCUAUUGCAAGAAGUGCAUGCACGGGUUGAGAGUGGUCGUAGAGGAAGGGAUAGGGUAUUACAAUAAAUAAAUCAUCGAUGCUUGAUUUGAACGAUCCCUAGUUUGCAUGAUCUUAUUCGAGUUCAUGAUCUAGUACAAUAGCAUAUCUUUACUUUUAUGCAUCUGUAACUCAAAAACUCCUAAACAAUUUUACUCUUCUUGCUUUGCUUAUUUGUCUUUGAUUAUCACGUAUGUGUUGAUGGUUGGCAUGAGCAGUUAUGCAUUAGAAGACCUCGAGGAAUACGACCCUAGCACAUCUAGAAAUUUAUAACCUGAUCUCGCAUCAGAGUGAAGAGAAGUUUGGAAGCAUAAAGAUGAAAUUAGUAACCAUUAAGAAAAAACUCCAAAAUAUCCCACCACUCCCAAAGUCCAGGGAAGUUAUUGGGCAAAGUAAGAUGCUUGAAGCGAAAAAAAUCAUACUUGAACUAUAAAACCUAACUGAUAUGGAGGUAGCGAUCUAGAGUGGAAUGGCUCCGGGUAGGAGAUAAAAAUAUAAAAUUUUGUCAUGCUAAGGCAUCUGCAAGACAAAUGGGUAAUACUAUUAAGAGGUUGAAAGACAAGAAUGGCAAAAUAUCAGAAGGACAAAAGGAGGUUAGGGAGUGUAAAGAAUUAUUCACCAGUGAGAUUGAGCAGAAUUCAGAGAUAGUUAUCCAAGAUAUUGAGGCAAAGGUUACGAAUGAUAUGAAUCAAGUCCUUAUCGCCCCUUUUCAUGACGAUGAAUUGGAUCAUGAUCUAAAACAAAUGGGAUCAUUUAAAGCCCUUGGAUUAUAUGGUUUAUCAACAGCUUUCUAACAAUAACAUUGGUUUCACAUUGGACCUAUGGUUUAAAACUUGGUUUUACAGUUUCUCAAUGCCAACUACAUCCAUGUUGAGGUUAACCAUACUCUCCUAGUUUAAUUCCUAAGUAUAAGAACCCAUCAUCUCCUGAAAAGUUUCGCCCCAUCAGCUUAUGUCGUGUGCUCUACAAACUUAUCUCUAAGGUACUUGCGAACCAACUCAGAAUCAUCCUUGAUGUACUUAUUUCUGAAAUCAAAAGCGCUUUUGUCCUGAGAUGACUCAUAAUAAAUUAUGUUAUUUCAGCCUUUGAGUAUUUUCAUUGGAAAAUAAAAGAAAAGGGUAGGAAAGGCCUCUUUGCUACAAAACUCGACAUGACUAAGGCCUAUGAUCGAGUAGAGUGGAGCUUCAUUUAGAAGGUUAUGAGGAAACUUGGUUUCCAUGAACAAUGGAUUCUGCUUUCAUGACAUGUGUAUGGUCGGUUUCUUAAUCAGUUAUAGUUAACAUUAAAAGAUCCAUGACUUUCAACCUACUCAUGGUUUGAGACAAGGCGAUCACUUAUCAUCAUACUUGUCUCUUAUAUGAAAGAAAAGAGUUUCAUUCCUUUUAAAAAAAAGGCAUAAAAGUGUGGUUUUCUUGAUGAUAUCAGAAUUUUUAAUAAAGAUCCUAUUGUCUCACACACGUUUUUUGCUUGUGAUAAUUUUCUUUUUGCUAGAGCUACUAAGGAAGAAUGAUAUGAAGUAAGAGAAAUUUUGAAGAUAUAUGAAGUGGAAUCAGGUAAGAAGUUGAAUCUUAGAAAAUCGGAGGUAACUUUUAGUAAGAAUAUUGAAGGAGACAGAAGAAAUGAGAUAUAUGAGGUUCUGGGGAUCAAAGAGGCCAAUAUGACAAAUAUCUAGGACUCUCAAUCCUAAUUGGUAGGGGUGUUCAAAUGGUUACCAUGGUUAUUACCAAAUCAAAUAAGAUUAAAUUUCAUUAACCAUAGAAUACAAUAUCAUAACCAAACCGUCCAAACUAACACAACAACCAAAUUAACCAAACUAAAGUUUAAUCGGUUUGGUUAAUUGGUUAACCAGAUUAACCAAUAUAAAAUCGGGUUAAUUCUCUAAAUGUUGUUUUUAUUUAUUUACCACGAAUAUAGUGGUUAAAAACUAUUUACAAGAAUGUUUUUUGGUAUGUUGAAAGCGCUCAAGCCUUAGACUCAGGCGCGGCCGCUAGGUGAUGUUUUUUCAAUAAAAUCCAGUGGCGACGCCCGAGACUGGGGCUUUGGUGGUUGAAAAAAAGCAAAAGCGGCGGCACCCCAGACUGAGGCUUUGUCGCUGCCUUCUUUUCUUCCACUCCAUCACCAUAUAUACUCCACCUUUCCUUUGGUUCUUCACCACCAAAAAACUGAAAGAAGUUCCGAAAGAAGCUCUGGUGUUGUUGUCUGGUUGCUGGGAAGAUGACUAAUAAUAGGUAAGAGACGUAUUUAUUUUUUUAAUGUAUUCUUUAUAAUGAUUUUGUCCAGUUAGUAAUUAGUGAGUUUGUUUUUUAUGUAGUGGUUUUAGAAGAUUUGAACUGGCUGUUCGGUGGAAAUCAGAGAAAGUAGAGGACAAUUUGGGUGUCCAUUUCGUAGGUGGUGUAAGUUUUCAGAUGACUAUUCCAUCCAGGGUGAACUACCAGAAACUUUGUGAUAAUCUUCGGAGAAUACGGCGUAGAGACGAAGCAGUACAAGAUAGUGUUGUGAUUACAGGUUUCACUUACUGUCUUAUAGAAUGGCAGAAUGGUGUUUUAUUUCAUUAUGAAAUGCCUAUUAUCGAUGAUGAUAGCUUAAAUGUGCUUUGGAAUUUUAUGGCGCAAAAUCCUUAUUGUUUGGGUGCUGAGAUACAUGUUGAGCUCAGUGAGGAUCGGGGUGGAGAGGAAGAAGAUGAAACAUUGAGCAUGCCAUCCGAUCAUGACUAUGAUGACGGUGAUGACGGAAAGGAGGAAGACGAUGAUGAGGAGGAGGACGACGACGACGACGACGACGGGGAGGAAGGAGAAAAACCUAAUUAUCCUCCAUAUUUUUACUUGCAGGGUAAGUAAGAGGACGAGGAAUUAUCAUAUGCUAAUUCAUACGGCGUAAUUCCAAGGCCUAUUGUUGGUGGAUUUGAUGGAGAAUUCUACAAGGGGCAAAUAUUUCACUCGAAACAAGCUGCACAGGUGGCGAUUAAACACUAUGCACUACAAUGCAACUUUCAGUAUAACGUGGUGGAGUCGUCACCUUCAAUCUGGAAGAUCAGAUGUUUGGUGCACAAGGUGGACAAAUGCCCUUGGAUGGUGUGAUUUGGAUGUCGAGAUGUGGGAGGAUUGGAGCGUGAGAAAGGCCGAGUUGGUGCAUACUUGUAGCAGUACGACUCAACCGACAGAUCAUCGCCAUCUUGAUGUCGACGUUAUAUCUGAGUUCGUGAAACACUUGGUACGUGCUCAACCAAAUUUGAGUGUUCUAACUGUACAGACCUAGUUGAAAGAUAAGUUUAAUAUGCAAGAAGGAUUGGUAUGGGAAACAAAGAGCAUUGGAGAAG
Molecule: messenger RNA, 4023 nt
Organism: Linum trigynum
Lineage: Eukaryota; Viridiplantae; Streptophyta; Magnoliopsida; Malpighiales; Linaceae
Source: the annotation of a GenBank genome assembly